UGCCAGCGUAUAUAAGCUUGGGCUGAGCGUCGAAGGGAACAGCACGAGCCAGCCUCCCUCACACGGCACAGCAAGCUAUACUGACGCAGACUCUCCUGCAGCCCCUCACCAUGUCUCAGACUGCCAAGUCCGCCUCCAGCCAGGGCACCGACGCCAAGGACAAGGGCGCCCCCGCUCCCGCUGCCACCAGCAAGGCCACCAAGACCGGCGAGCCCGGCAUGGGAUCCUACAGAAUCAUGCUGUUCGACCAGGAGAACUUCCAGGGCAGAAUGAUGGAGGUCCAGAACGAGUGUAUGAACGUGUGUGACCGCGGCAUGGAUAGAGUGCGUAGUAUCAUUGUGGAGUGCGGCCCCUUUGUUGCUUUCGAGCAGACUAACUUCCGUGGGGAGAUGUUCAUCCUGGAGAAGGGAGAGUAUCCUCGCUGGGACACCUGGAGCAACUCCUACCGCAGCGACUGCCUCAUGUCCCUCAGGCCCAUCCGCAUGGACAGCAUGGAGCACAAAAUCUGCCUGUAUGAGCUCUCUGACUUCAAGGGCAACAAGAUGGAGAUCCAGGAGGACGAUGUGCCCACCCUCUGGGCGCACGGCUUCUGCGACAGAGUGGGCAGCGUGAGGGUGCCAGGAGGAUCAUGGGUGGGCUACCAGUACCCUGGAUACAGGGGUUACCAGUACCUGUUUGAGUGCGGUGACUACAGACACUACAACGACUUCUGCGCCUUCCAGCCUCAGAUCCAGUCCAUGCGUCGUAUCAGGGACAUGCAGUUCCACCAGAGGGGAUGCUUCACCUUCACCUCCGCCAGCAAGUGAAUGACACCUGCUGGACGUUCGGCGCAGUUGUAGCCACGGAUCCCGCUCAGCUUUUUAUUUCGCCCCCUGUCUCCAGUCUUUUCCUAAGUCUCCACCAUCGCUGCUCAACGCCAAAGGAAAGACGGAAUGAGAGCAAAUACACUGGACAACAUUAACUGACUUUUUAUGGUGCUAAAAAAUAAACAUGUAAAACACUUGAAAA
This is a messenger RNA of Betta splendens (Siamese fighting fish), 1008 nucleotides long. It is a transcript of the gene crybb1, whose product is annotated as crystallin, beta B1. Bases 111 to 806 code for a protein of 231 amino acids. The transcript has 6 exons. Gene Ontology annotation, molecular function: structural constituent of eye lens. Gene Ontology annotation, biological process: lens development in camera-type eye; visual perception. The record is from RefSeq and is a predicted model, not a curated record. NCBI's taxonomy places the organism in Eukaryota, Metazoa, Chordata, Actinopteri, Anabantiformes, Osphronemidae.